Molecule: messenger RNA, 918 nt
Organism: Trypanosoma theileri
Lineage: Eukaryota; Euglenozoa; Kinetoplastea; Trypanosomatida; Trypanosomatidae
Exons: 1
Coding region: 1-918 (305 amino acids)
Source: RefSeq, a predicted model, not a curated record
AUGCCAGUUCUUGACAAAACUAUUGUACGUGUCUCUAUUGUGGCUACUGCUGCCACGGUGGGUGUUGUCUCUCUUGUGGCCGCUGCGAUAUCACUUCGAUUGACUCUAAAACACCGCAAACUACAUGCGGCAGCAGCAGCGAUGGAUAAAGAGACCGCGGAAGCCGCACGUAAAGGUAAGAACAGCACUGUACAUCUUCUUAUCGUACCACGAUGGCGAUUUGCCCCAAGUGUAUCUCCACCGUGUACAAAACUGGAAACAUUCCUGCGCCUAGCGAAGAUUCCAUACGAGGCGCAUGUUGUCUCCUCCACUAAAGUUUCUCCCACGGGAUGUUUACCAUGCAUUAUACACAACGGCAAACGUAUGGCGGAGUCUAAUGUUAUUAUAGAUUACAUCACCGCCCAGUUUCGCGUUAAACUCGAUAAACACCUCACAGAAGAACAACGGGCAUUGGGUACGGCUGUUGGAAGUAUGUUGGAAUACGGAGAUCGAUUCGCCUACUACCGCACCAUUACUGGAGAAGGCGCAAAGUUGUUAAUUCCACAUGUUGCACGUGCCUUACGAGUACCGCAGUUAAUCGCGCGUAUUAUUGUUUAUCGCAUGCGGGCCCGACUCACCCGCUCCGCACAGUUGGCGGGAAUUGAUACAUCAACGGAGGAAUCUGAGCAGGAGUACCUGCAGGAUAUAAAAACAAUAGAACACAUCAUUGGAGAGAAAUCAUUUCUAUUGGGAGAUGAGCCAACCUCGUAUGAUUGUGCCGUCUACGCCGCAUUUCUACCCAUUGUUCAUAUGGAUGUGGCAGAGAAGGUGAGUAAACCUUUUGCGUACAUAAAGCACAGUAAAGUUCUCACAAGUUAUGUGGAUCGAAUGACAGAGGCUACUUUUCCAGAUCUCACUAAGCUCCUGGAAGGACAGUAA